This is a messenger RNA of Guyanagaster necrorhizus, 1325 nucleotides long. Its product is annotated as terpenoid synthase. Gene Ontology annotation, molecular function: carbon-oxygen lyase activity, acting on phosphates. NCBI's taxonomy places the organism in Eukaryota, Fungi, Basidiomycota, Agaricomycetes, Agaricales, Physalacriaceae. Bases 363 to 1313 code for a protein of 316 amino acids. The transcript has 5 exons. The record is from RefSeq and is a predicted model, not a curated record.
UUUGACAAUCCCGGAAAGCAAGGCUUUCCUCAUUUCGCGCGACCUGAUCCACUAACAUGAAUGACAUUUAUCGGAUCAAGGACGUACAGUGUCAUCUAUCUGGCUAUUUGAUGAUUCCUUGAUCUUUGGUAAACAAACGAGUCGGCGAACAAACGAUUCCGGCAUUGAGUAUCGAAAAGUGUUGUCCCUGGUCUUCGACACAAUGACGAGGUUGACGGAUAUAUACUAAGCAGUGAAACCGGUGUAUCUUACGCUUAGCGAGAUUGGGCAUCCCCAGUCUCCCGCCUCAGCAGGUCUAUUUGACAAAGACUACAGUGACUCUCUCGAGUAUUACGACGAAACACCUUUUGCAACGUCGAAUAAUGCAAUACCAGACGUCUGCUUGUUCUCAUCUUCCUGGUCUUGUACCCAACCCUAAACCAAACCCACCUUCAGAAGACAUCUGUGAUAUUAUACGAUCUUUCCUGCACAAAUUUGACACCACGGAUUUGCCACCUGUCGAGGAUGUUGUACUCGAGGAUCUUUGUAUCAAAGAGGCCGAAUGUCGAGGGUAUGACCUUGGUGUCCUCCGGCCUUCCCUAACGGUUGGGCUCAACAUUGCUGCUUCAGCAUACCGCCACCUCACCGAUAACAACGUCAAAAUAUACAUCGCCUUCUACACCAUGAUUUUAACAUACUUGGACGACACUUAUCCUGAUGACCCUGACGUCCUCAUUGGAGUCCCUAAUUUUACCAAGUACUUCAUGUCUACGGAAAAGCAGCCAUCCAAGACGUUGAACGAUCUUGCAAUUCUUCUCACCGAAACCCCUCAGUUCUUUGGCCCAAUCGCCGCUGACUUCAUCAUUCAUUCAACCCUUCGGUUCAUUACUGGGUUAAUUUUAGAGACGCGGAGCAAAUACGAACCGAGGCACAAAAAUGACAAAUAUGCCAUGUUUCUUCGCGAGAUCAGCGGAGACUCUGAUGCCUACGCCAUGUUCAUUUUCCCCGCAGACCUGCCGUAUCAUGUAUACAUCCAGACUCUUCCUCUCCUCCGAGAUGUCGUCAGCUUCAUGAAUGACAUCCCCUCGUUCUAUAAGGAGGAGUGUGAGGGUGAAAAUCACAACCUCAUAUCGCUGUUGGCUGAAGCUCGCGGCGAUCCAAAGAGUAAGGCUCUUCGCUAUGUGGUUGAGAAGUGCAUGGAGGCACACGAGACGACGUUGCUUAUCUUGUCACCACACAAAAAAGCGCACGAGAUAUACAAGGAAUUUGUGAAAGGUUACUUAGCGUUUCAUCUUGGCGCAAUGAGGUAUAGACUCGGGGAGCUGAAUCUGUAACCUGUCGUUCCU